Saprolegnia diclina VS20 is the source of this 1109-nucleotide messenger RNA. RefSeq lists its product as hypothetical. The transcript has a single exon. Bases 31 to 987 code for a protein of 318 amino acids. Lineage: Eukaryota; Oomycota; Saprolegniomycetes; Saprolegniales; Saprolegniaceae. The record is from RefSeq and is a predicted model, not a curated record.
GAAAGAUACCGAUUCACUCUGGCAGACGCGAUGGUGGGCGCAGCGCUCUUCGAAGCCAUGGGCUGGCAUGCGAGCGACGGCGUCCCGCCGCUCGAGCAUCUCAAGGACGACGUCGACGACGAUAUGGCGGCGCUGGACGAGGCCGCGGAAGCGGCGAACCAAGGCAACACGCUCUUCUCGUACGCCGUGUUGCUGGGGCUGCUUCUGUACCUUGGUGCAUGCUACGUCGCGUUCGCCUUCCCGCCCGAGGCGGUGCCGUGGGAAGUCGAGUUUGCGAUCCCAUACGACCCGGCAGCGAUGGCUUCCAACUGCUCCGUGGCUUUUACGCGACUGCCAGCCAUCACAUCGUCGCGCGUCCUUGCAUACGAGAUCGCCGCCCUCUCCGACACCACAAUGUCCCACCAAGUGCUGCAAUACACCAUCCACGUCGACGAUGUCCUUGUUCUGACCGACUUGGCCAUCUUGCCACGAAACGAGACCGUGGCCUUUACAACGCACGAGCUAUCGGACCUAUCCUUCGGGCACCAUGUCGCGUCGAUCGAGCUUCUCGUGCCGCUGCCCGGCGGGCACGAAGAGCGCAUUGCGACAACACGCCGCUUCACGCUCGUGCCCGACGGCCACAAGGUCGUCAAGGUUGUCUUGCCGACCCGACAAGCACGCAAAGCGCUGUCCCUGGACGCGCUCGUCGCCGCGUCACGCCCGCGCAUUGUCGCACCCCAAAACGGCACCGUGCUGCGCUUCCACGAGACAAGUGAUCGGAGCGUGCGCGUCCGGUACCGCCGUCCGAGUGACGGCAAUACGACGCUGCUGCUCGAUGGCCGUCCGCAGCCGUUGGUGUUGCUGCCUUCCCCGACCGAGUGGAUGGCGACGACGAUGCUGGCGGACGUCGGGCCCGGCAGGCACGUCGUGACGCUGCUCGUGGACCGUGACGUGGCAGACCACGUGACGUUUACUGUUGCCAGCGAGAAGGUCGACGCACCAAUGUAGCGAAAUGUAUCUACCAAUUCCGACCUUUUGUGUUUUCGCGUCCCGCGAUUUCUCACUUUUGAUGUUUUCAAAGACAAAAAUAGGGGCCUCAAAUCAUGAGAAAUCAAUGUUUCAAGCAUCAA